AUGUCAAACCGUAUAUUAAAUCAUAUUCAAGAUAAAGAGAAUGAGAUUAAAUCUUCGGGAAUUAAAAGAAAAGCAUUAAUGAAUGAUGAAAAUGCUCGAGUUCUUUCGACAAAGGAUUCUAUCAAUAAACCACAACAAUCACAAUUACAAUCACAACAACAACAAAGGGGAUUUGCUAGUAGAAGAAUUCCACUCGGGGGAAAGAACCAUAAUUCAAAUUCUUUAACAUUGAACAGAUCACAAUCAUCAUUAAAUUCGAAAAUUCCAGUACAACCAUUUAAUAACACUAGACCACCAUCAUUAACUAAAUCCAAUUCAAGUUUGGGUUUUACUGCACCACUGCAACAACUUAAAGAACAACAGCAACAACAACCAACUAUUCAUCAAGAAGAACAGCCUCCAGCAAAGAAAAUAUUAUUAGAUUCCUUAAAGGAUGAAAUUGAAUUGGGUCAAAAUUCAAGCAUGCCAGGUUCUUUUUCUGAUUCAUUGAACAAAAAUAUUAGUCCUGAAUUAUCACCAAUUGGAAAUUUGGAGAGUACUAUCACAUCUAACACUGCCAAAUUACAUGUGUCCUAUGUUACAAAUGAUGAUGUUAAUCGAAAUCAUGUGGACCCUAUGAAACGUAAGUCUAGACUUCAGAAUAUAGAAAACUUGGUGGAAUCACAUUGGCAGGAUCCAAUUGAAACGAUACCAAAAAAGUCUGUCGAUAACAAAUAUGAUCUGGAUCCAUUGAGUGAGUCUGAGUUACAGUUUUUUUCUACACCAAAUGAUAGUUUUGAAUUAAAUGGAAAUGAUAAAGUGUUUGAACAAGCAGAAAAGUCAUUUGAAUUGGACUUUGGUGGUGAAGAAGAAGAAGAAGAUACUAAUACAGCUAAUAUUGCUAUCAUCCAUGAUGCUGAUGAAGAAAUUGGCUUGACUAAUGAGGAUUUAAAUAAUUUAUUAGGAUAA
Molecule: messenger RNA, 948 nt
Organism: Candida tropicalis MYA-3404
Lineage: Eukaryota; Fungi; Ascomycota; Pichiomycetes; Serinales; Debaryomycetaceae
Exons: 1
Coding region: 1-948 (315 amino acids)
Source: RefSeq, a predicted model, not a curated record